Molecule: messenger RNA, 2435 nt
Organism: Paramuricea clavata
Lineage: Eukaryota; Metazoa; Cnidaria; Anthozoa; Malacalcyonacea; Plexauridae
Source: the annotation of a GenBank genome assembly
AUGGUUGGGAACGCUCCGGAUGCAAGAGAUGGGAUCUACUGGAUUAAAACUAAAAAUGGCCCCAAAAAGGUAAGGUUGCGUGCUUUGCAAUCGCUGUACACUGAAAUUUAUUCAGAAAGUCUUAAAACUACUGAAUAUGGCGUUUUAUUAUAUGGACAAUGGUGUUUUACUGGAAACUAAAACACUCGUAGAACUCAUACGUCACUACAUCCGGGACCAGGUGCGCGUAUUUUCUGUAUUUCACCCCUGCUAGAGUGACAUACAAAGUUCGAAAAUUUCCCGCCAUUUUCAUUGUUGUUUUUUUGAAAAUACAAAUGGUCUUUGGUUCGUAUUUAAAACGAAAUUAACGUUGGAAAUAAAACGAAAAUAUUUAAAAGACAUCUUGAGUUAAAUAAUAUUUAUUCUAGUUUCAUGUUUGCACUAUAAUUGCGUGUUUAUUUACAUGUCCUCUUUGUGUGUAUUUUUUGUCGAUAUAUUAAACAAAACAUUAAACGGUUGCGAGAAGAUAUGGAUUGAUGUUCUCGAGUCAAAAACUAUAUCUCACUCGUUCGCUGCGCUCACUCGUGAUCGAGAUAUUGUUUUUGCCACUCGAACAUAAAAUCCAUAUCUCUUUGCAAUCGUGUAUAAUAUCCCCUAUAUAUUGUAUGUCUUUUUGUCCGCCCGGAAUUAGUGUUGCCAAAAUAAACUGUACCAUUAAUUUUCGUCAUAUAAACUACAAACUUUAGAGAUUCUGUAAUAUUGUUUUUCGCCACUCUUACUGUGAAUCGGUAUUGGACUGGAAUAAACUUGCUAUACAAAAUUAAGAGUUCAUGUUUUUAACAUAGCCCACUAUAAAGCACUCUCUACCGGUAAAAGUAAAAAUGGUAAAAAAAUAGGACUACUGUGUCUUCACGUUUAACUAUACAUUAUUUCUAAUUAUUGAAGCUGUUAUGUAUUGAGUUUGUGUUCAUUUAUAGGCUUGGUGUGACUUAGUAACUGAUGGUGGUGGGUUUAUGUUAAUCGGCGUAAAAGAUACACCAGUGACCUGGGCAAUCCCUUCAAGUCCUUCCAUUAUCCUUCCCCAAGGCAAAGCGCAAUGGUCCAGCGCUUUUGGCGACCAACAAGUUUUGGAUUUUCGUAUUCAAAUUUCAAAGUCUACCUCUUUUGAAGAAACUCAUUCUCACUGGUAAGAUUUAUGACGUAUUAUUUAUCUUUAUUCCAUAUUCACUUUAUGCGACAGCGUUGCGAUUUCGCCAUGUAAUAUAUAACAAAUUAGUCUAAAACAAUUUCCGUGAUAAAAUACAGAUAAAUCAACAUGAGUGGAAAUUGGGUAAACGACGCCCGGAGGGCGGAAUGUUUUUACACAAUUUCGAGUUUUCCCAAUUUCUACUAGUGUUGAUUUAACUGUAUUUCAAUACGAUACGGCGGGAAAUUUUCCGUGUUGACAUUGAGUUAUAUCAACACGGCCUUACCAACCAGCGUGUAGAGUGUGAUAUUUAGAAAAAUAAUAUAGCAUCUAGUAAAAAAUAUAGAUUUAGUAAAAAAAAAUCAAAACGAAACGUAAAAGUCGAUGUGAAAAUCAUAUAAUGCACCUCGAAAUUUUGACCUGAAAAUUCAUGUCGCUUCCUCAUCUCUGUAAAAUAUAUUUUUCAGCUAGUUGCAUCCCUACAAACACGGGCUUUAGGACAAAUUCAAUUUGACAAGAAUAUAGUAUUCUAUUUAAAUAGCACUUAAAAUAAAGAGUACGGCACCUGAACUGUUGAAUAGAGACCUUAUGUCGAUUUAGGACGACAACGCGACUGCAACGGUUAUCACUACAAUAAAUAAUUGAAAAGAGUUGAAUAAUUACAAUAAUAUACAGAUAAUCUAAACAUUCUCCUCGCUCUGUUUACAACGCCAAAUCACAUAUUUUCACGUAUUGAUGCAACGGCUGCAUUUCAAGCCGCAACAAGUGCAACAUCAAACUAUAACUUCAACUUUUAAGACUGUAUUAAUAAAUUCAUACGAUUGAUAAAAUAUACCAUUUAUUUGAAAAAGUUUGUUUUGGCCGUCGUCGUCGCGUUGACGUCCUAAAAUCGAAAUGUCUCUAAUAUCGUGCUUGACAGUGCUUCUUAAACCAUGCAAUAAAACAUUAAUUUUACAUAUUAUGCAAAUACUGUAUAUUUUCAAAAUCCGCCGUAUUUAUUUACAUUAGAACCCAAACUUUCGAGGCUCACACGAAAUUUUGCCGCAAAUUUUGUAGAACACACAAAUAUAUCUUUUUUCUCAGGUAUUAUCGUUUUCAGUCUCCUCGCAAGCUUUCGUCGUUGUUAUUACGCAACCAGGGUCAGUGUAGUCACAAUCAUCCAGGAAUUGGGAAUGUGGCUUUCGUUAAAGACCUCAUGAGAAACAAAGUGGUUACAAAAAAUUUUAAAUGUUCACGGUUUGGUGCACACUUUUUCAAAGGUCUUGGAUGG